AUGCCCGAGCAGGUCGCUUCUCAGCCUGCAGUUGCUAAAGGCCCAUCCGACACCACGCACAGAAACUCUAGCGCUCCGAAUUCGAACACCAAAUACCAAAUCAACGUCAACCGCUCAAAGACGAGAAAAUGGGCCAACUUCAAGCCACAGAACUACGACGGCGACGAUUGGGGAAGUGAGGAGUAUGACGAUGUGGACGAGGAACCUCCAUCGGCCCCUCGACAGCCCGUUAAGCAGUACAAGCCAUAUACACCAGCAUUGCAUCUACAAACUCAGCAACCGCCAGCUGCUCCCUCGGGCCGUAUCGCUCAGAUGGUAGCAGCCUCAUCGACGCCAACGACACCGAAUGCCCUGGGAAGAGCAGGCACAUUUGGCCAGCCUCAAUACGAUGCGCCUCGGGCCAGUUCACCUGUGGUUGGAGGUAAACAGGUUCUUCCGUCCAUGCAGCGCGUAGCGACCAUGCCCCAGAAUGUCGGCCCGGGCGCGGCCUCUGCACAGUUUCCACCGCGCAAGAGCAGUAUGGGCCCUCGCGAGGUCCCGGACAUGACUGAUCCGACCCGCCAACCAAGGUCUACCACUUGGGCCGUGCCAGCGCAAAGACCGUGGUCAGACGCUCGAUCAGCCUCCCCCAACGCCAGGUCACCGGUAUCGCCGGACAAGCCGCUGCCACUUCCACGACCUACUGACAUAUAUCGACGAAUGGGCGAGGACAACAACGCGGGGUCGCAAUCUUCGCAGCCCGUAAACCAAGGACACCUGGGCAACGGGGCUCACGCUGUGGGCCUAAACUCGGGAUCGGGUCACCAGGAACGUCGAGGUAGUGCAGCAGGCAAUGAAGGUGGUGAUAGUCCAUGGGGUCGGAGGCCGAGUCUAGCUCCAGUGAUGGAGCGAAACAGCGAAUAUGGGGCUGAAGGGUUGCUCGCUGGGCCUGCGUCGAAGGAGUCCGGUGUCCAACCUGUCGCUUUUGGAGAAGAAGAGGACAAGGUCCGGCGGUUCUCGACAAGUCCCACACUACCGGAUGUCACACGCUUGUCGGGGUUCGGAGAAGAUCUGUUCUCAACUCGAUUUUCGGUUCUAGCGCCUCAACUGGCUUCCAUUCCAGACAUCUCCAACCCUUCUAACCCAACAAAGGCUCCCGAACAAGAAGGGAUCUCUACAGACGAACGUGCGGAAAAGGACGGUAACUCGGAACAAGGUAUCGUUACACCGGCAAAUCCCAGUGUGGCGCCUAUCUCACUACCAGUCGCCGAACCUGUGUCUACCGCACAAGCGCCACCGCCUUCUAUCGGAGGUGCGGCGGUGUCUGAUGCAACACCGCAGUUUGCACGGGAACCCAUUCGCUCUGGAUCCCCGCCUAACCAGUCUGUCGGGCUGCUGUACACCCAAGACGACGUUAAUGGAUCCCAUGUAGUUGCCAAUGCUUCUCAACAACUGCCAUACAAGAUGGAAACGCCACAGGAAACUAUUUCAUCGGAUAUGGACAAACAUGCUGUCCGCCCGCGCCUUCCAGGUGGUUGGGUAACCGAAACAUUGUCCACGCCUGGAGAAACCCCACCGCCGGCUCGUAACGAUACCUUUUCGAACAUGACGAGCAACUUUCCCCAGCCCCCAAGUUCGUCACUCGUCGGCAAAUCCUUUGCUGAUACAGAACGUCCGUCAGACUUUGAUCAAGCUCAACAGCACGACCCAUCCGGCCCCAGAGAAACGAGUGAAGCAGCUAUCGAAUCCCCUCAUUCGACGUCUGAUGGGGAAGCUGCUCAGGCAACACCUACCUCAGAUAAAGACACGCAUGCAAGUCUUGCGCCGACAAUGGAACCUUCAAAACAUCGGGACAUCACUCCGACUGCACCACUAAACUUUAACCGUGGUUUGCUAGGGAGCAAGUCUGCUGAACCACUGCACGUGCUACCUUCGCCAAACGUGGGUGGUGGCUCGAACUUGAAUACGCCCGGCGACUCUCCACUCAAAGAAAGUGACCUGCUCAGAGACGAGAUAACCAAGUUCUUGGGUGACCCUGAAAUAUCUGGCAGCUUUUUGGAUAUUGCCCGGUCAUCAUCAACACCAAAUCACCCCGCCCCAGAUGCUACCCGAGAGAGCAGCUAUUUUGGGGAUGUCUAUGGUGACUAUUUUGCUGCCAGCGAGGAUAACCAGAGUCAAACGAAACCGAGUGCUACUACGCAACCGGCUGCGACAGAUACACCUACACCCCUGGCGGCUGGCACACCAAAGGGUGUUGUUGUAGCGCCUCUCUCUGUUGCUACCUCUACAAGUUCUGAAUCUGGUGCCUCUACUUCGGUGUCCAAGCAAGGUUUGACUGAGGACACAGCUGGGGCCCCCGAGUUACGGCGUCGCUUCUCCUGGGAAGGACCCUCCGAGCAAGACGCCGCAAACGCUCCUGAAGUGGACCCUGCAUACCAUGUCGAGCAGAAGUCCCGUACCUCUGGCCCUGAUGGUGUUUCUUUCGCUCCUUCGACGCCAGCUGCAGAAAAUACCGGAGAAACAACGGCACUCACUCUGUCGAAUGCCGACGAACCCCUUUCUACUUCGACAGAAAGUGCCGAUAAGCCUGCUCAGGCAGCAUCGGGUGAAAUAUCUCAUGAGGUAUCGGAAAUCAGCACGCUUCCAUCGCGGUCAAUGUUAGAGCCAGCUUCUCCCGUAUCUGCUAGCUCAGACGAGGAUGCUGAAUCCCGCCGUCGUGCUCUCUCCAUGGGCCAAGACAAGAUUCUUGUUCAACCUUCGGAGCAGCAUCCCACCUUCGGGGUGAAGCCUUCUAGUCGCCCCGGCUCAUCGGGGCCAAAGGACCCAGUCAAUAUCAUAUCAUUUCGGCAAAUCAUGGAUAUGCCUUCAUCGGCAGAUCGACUUAAGCAUUACAAUGAAACCCGAUUGCAGUUCGCCGCUAUUGACACGGGAUUGGAGGAGUGGCUGCUGGCUAUGAGGUCCAAGUAUCCCGAACAUUCGAACGCUACGUCGUCCUUCAAGGACUCGCUGACGAUGCCUGUUACGCCAAUGGAUGCGCAACAAAGCGGAGAGGCUAUGGCACUCAGCCCGGGUUACUUCCAGCAAGGUGGACGGCCAGGAACCAAUAUGCCAAUGCCGCCGUCGUUGCCCCAUGGGCACUCGGGCUUUGCGCAUUCGAGCCAGCAGGUCGGAACCAAGGGCAAGGAACUCCUUUUUGCAGCUGGCAAGGCCGGGAAGGGUCUGCUCAGCAAGGGAAAGAACAAGUUGAAGGGAACUGGCGACAAGGUAUUCUUCUAG
Molecule: messenger RNA, 3255 nt
Organism: Sordaria macrospora k-hell
Lineage: Eukaryota; Fungi; Ascomycota; Sordariomycetes; Sordariales; Sordariaceae
Source: RefSeq, a predicted model, not a curated record